Molecule: messenger RNA, 1797 nt
Organism: Zootermopsis nevadensis
Lineage: Eukaryota; Metazoa; Arthropoda; Insecta; Blattodea; Termopsidae
Source: RefSeq, a predicted model, not a curated record
AUGGAUAAUGAGCUAUUUAUAAUCAAGCUCCCGUUUCAAUCUUAUUCCUGCCCUACAUGUCUCCGUAGUGGCAGGGGGAGCUAUGUCGCACUUAGCCUAAGUGAUAUCAUAUUUCAUCACAAAGACAAACACUCUGCUCUUCAAUUAAACUUCCAGUGUGCGAAGUGCGACAAACUGUAUCAAAGGAAGCACUCAGCUCUGUGCCACCUAGUCAAGUGCACUGCUUUAAAGACUGUUUUGCCCUACAAAUGUCAUCUAUGCGAGGACUCGUUUGGUCUCAGCCAGCACAAGCGCCACCUUCAUCCUCUGGCAAGAAAUGCUGAAAGGCUGGCCUCAGUCCCGAUGCCGAGAACUCCACCUUCGUCGGCUGGGAGAGUUUUCUCCCGGGAAGAUAUCGAGGCCAUGCUUCAGCUGGAGGUUAUACUAAGAGGCGAUGCACGGAUCGCUAUGAAGAUGGCAGCUCAGCUCAAGUCAAAAACGGCUAAACAGAUACGGGACAAACGCCGUGAACCCAUUUAUAUUGCUAAAAGGAACGCACUAUUGAAAAAGACAGCUCCGACAGAUCCAGGGCCUAGUAUGGCAAGCCCUUCAGGCGAGCAAGGGGGUAUAACAACCGUUGAAACCCCCAAAGAUGUGUAUGAGCAGGCAAACGCCUUAGAAUUAGAACCUGCAUCAGACAUGCAGGGAGAGUGCACUCAACCCAGAGACGUCCAAACAAGUGCAGCUCUUCCUGAAAACAAUAGGAACACUACCCAGGAUGGGAAUUCCAAGUGGGAAUCUGAGAUAACUCAACCGGGUGACUGGAACCCACCCGCAGGUCACCCAACAACAAUUAUUCCAAUAAUGGGUAGUCAGGACGACAUUGCCCGGGGUGGGGGUUCAGAGUUAGAACUGGGGACAGAUCAAUCUGAGAUAACUCAACCGGGAGACUGGAACCCACCCGCAGGUCACCCAACAACAAUUAUCCCAAUAAUGGGCAGUCAGGAUGACAUUGCCCGGGGUGGGAGUUCAGAGUUAGAACUGGGGACCGACCAACUCUGUGACUGCAUCCCAUCUGCAGAUCACAUAAAUGAAUAUGAGGAUACCGACAAUAUUUGGAGGGAGAGUCUUCGGGAAUCACUCCUUGAGCUGGGGGGAGAUAGGUUCUCUAAGGAUGCUGCGGAAUUAGUCGGCAAUAUCAAGAAAUCCGUUGUAGCUGGCAACCUAUCCCAAGAGGUCAUCAAUGAAACUUACUCCGCCGUCUUGGAUUUCCUCCGUCCCAAACAUACAUCCUCAUCCACUACAUCCCAGAGUUGCCCGAAGCACAGUAAAACCAAGGGCAAGAAAAGGAAAAGAGCGCUCAAGCGCUUUAAAUACGCAAUUACUCAAAACCUCUUCAAGAAGAACCCUGCACUGCUAGCAAAGCAGGUUAGAAUGGGCACAGAUCUUUCCGCCCAAAAUGGUGCACAAUUACCACGAGAGGAAGUCGAACAUCUUUAUAACAUCCUCUGGAGCACCACGCCCAGCCUCCGGCUUCCUGACUAUGUGGAAACCCCUGAUCCAAUAUCCUUGGACCUAUUUCUGGGGGAGCUUAAGCAGGAGGAGGUAUAUAAGAGGUUGGGAAAGAUGAAGAGGUCCACAGCUGCGGGCCCAGAUGGUAUUAAACCUGAUGCUUUGGGCAACAAAGUUAGCCGGAGAGUUUUGUGCGCUCUGUACAAUCUGAUCCUACUCUCCGGCCACCUGCCUUAUCAGCAGAUGUUUUUGGCUUUCAACUAUACAACGAAGAUGGCCGAUGAAAUCUUCGUACUCAAAAACUAG